AUGAUGAUCGGCAAGAUUUUUGGUAGCAAGAAAUCAUCUCAAGCAGUGGAUGAUGAAUUGUCUCAGCUCGAGGAAUCCACACCACCACCAUCAUCAUCAUCGAGCAACAACAAGAACAACAACUCCACCACUCCUGGAUUGACAAACAAUCAUCAAACAACUUUGAGUGAUGAUCGAGAAAGCUCAUCAGUUGUGGAUCUAGAUCCAGGAAGCAAAUCAUCCAUCAUCGCCUCUUCGAACCCAGUCGUUGAACUACCUGAGAGUCUCCAUCACCUUCCAAUCGAUCAAUUCAUUUCCGUUCAUUUGGAAAAGUUCAGUGAUAAAGCAUCUACAUUACUCCCAUUGGUUAAACAUGAUGUGAAAAUUCAUGUUACUUAUCCUCUGGUUCAAGUCGUUUCUACAAUGACCUUUAGAAAUUCCAACCACAAGACAACAGAAGGUGAAUUACUUUUACCAAUGCCUGAAGGUGCUACUUUGAUCGGAUAUGCCAUGGAAGUGCAAGGAACACUCAUUCAUGCAGUUCCAGUUGAAAAAGAAAAAGCGAAACAAGUAUUUGAGGAAGAAGUGAGAUCAGGUGGUAAAGUUUCAAUGAUUGAAAAGGUCGAACAAUCCAAUUGUUUUAAAACAAGAGUAUAUCCAUUGCCUUACAAUACAGACAAAACCAUUCAAGUGACCUAUCAAAUGAUGCUUCAAGAAAGAGCUCAUUCGCAUGAUGAAAAAGUUUCAGAGAAAGGACUUUUCAAGGGCAGUGCGUGGGUUCCACUUUGUUAUUUUGAUUUUGCUUCAUUGAGACCAGAAAGCAAAAUUGAAUUCACUCUCAAUGAAACAUCCUUGCAAGGUUAUGAUACUGAAGUAUCUAUGGAAACUUGUACUUCAGAGAGAGAUCAUUGCACUGAAUUAUUAUGGUCCAGUAAGAAGGAAACAAAUAAGAGAGCUGGAUCUUUCACAUUGUUCAAGAAAGAUUUAAAAGAAAAUAUGCUUGGAUUCAACUUGACUGUCACCAAACAAUCAGAAAGUAUUAAUGACAUUUUACUUGCUGUUGAGAAUGGAUACUUUAUGACUUCAAUUCCAGUUCCAAACUUGACCACAGAAUUGAGAAAGAAAGCUCGAGUGGGUGACAAGAUUCAAGUAUUGUGGGAUUGUUCCAUGAGCCAAGCACUUCAUCAUGCAAAGAAUGUGAAAAUUCUUGAAGCUAUUGUAGAGAAUGUUGAAAUACAAUCAGUGGUAUUGUCUCUCUUUAGCAAUUCCAUUGUAGAUACCAUCGAGUUCAAAUCUGCAAAGGAGCUUGUACACCAAUCUAUUUCAUUAACACUGCCUCUGUUGUCAAUGUCCUCAUUGUUGAAACAUAUUGCUACCAAGAGUGGAGGUAUUUACUUGAACGCCAAUGAAAUUUCACUUCAAGAAUUACUAAAUGCAGUUGGAAAACCAGUGUUAUCUUUUGCAGUGGCUGACUAUGAAGAGAACGAGUUGGAAGAAGUUUAUCCUAAUGAACCAGUCAGUCUCAAAGAAGGAGAGUUAUUCAAAUUAUUCGGCAAAUUCAACACGAAAUGCAACAAACAAUCAGUGAAAAUGGCAGUUUCAUUCCGAUACGGUCGCUCUGUAUUCAAAGUUCAAGAAUUAGAAUUACCAGUCGAUGUAAAAAGCCAACAAGAAGCAGCAAUUGUUCCAUUGUUAUGGGCUCAACAAAAGAUGGACUCACUCUCAGCCUUUCCUCAUCUAUUUAAUGAUGAAAUCCGUAAGAUUGGACAAGAUUUUAGAAUUGUGACUGAUAAUACGUCACUUCUUGUAUUGGAGACUCUCGAUCAAUAUCUCAAACACAACAUUACUCCACCAGAGACUCUCACUGAUGUGUACAAACAAUUCCAAGAAUUGAAAAAAAAGCAACAAGCUGAUGAAAAGAAGAGAGAACAAGAUAAACUCGAGAGUGUCAUUUCCAAAUGGAAACAACGCGUUGCAUGGCACAAGACUGAUUUCAACGUCUCCAAAGAGCGUGAAUUAUCAUCAACGAAGAAAUCUUUAUCACAUGCCAUGGAGGAAUGUUGUCGUCCAAGCUGUGUCGCUAGCAGAUCUUGUCUUCGCAGAGAAUGUGAAGAACGAUGCUGUUGUCGCAUGUCUGAGAUGAAUUGUAUCGAGAAUUCACUCUUGGAAUGCGAUGAGAAAAGAGACAAUGACACCACUUCAGAAGGUUCAUCUUCUGUUUCUGGAUCGAUCAAAAUUAAGCCAUGGACACCUGACUCUGCAUACUGCGCUGCUAUUGCUGAUGCCAAAGAUCCUUACAAGGAAUAUUUGAAACAAAGAGAAAGUCUCAAAGAUUCUCCUGCCUUCUAUCUCGAUGUAGCAGAUUUAUUCUUAUCCAAGUUAAAGAAUAAGGAAUUGGGUGUAAGAAUUUUAUCGAACAUUGCUGAAUUGGAAUUAGAAAAUACUCAAUUGUAUCGUAUUGUUGGAUAUCGUUUGGAUCAAGCGGAUGAAUUGGAAUUGGCUGAAUGGGUCUUUGAGAAAGUGAAAAAGUUAUCACCUGGUGAACCACAAUCCUAUCGAGAUCUCGCCCUAGUGAAGGAAAGAAUGAGUAAAUAUCAACAAGCGAUGGAACUCUUCAAUAAGGUGAUUACAGGAAAAUGGGACUCGAGGUUUGAUGAAAUUGAAUUAACUGUUGCAACUGAAAUGAACCACUUGUUGUUAAAUGAUAAGAAUUUACCAAUCAUUGACAAGAGAUUAAUUCAUCAUUUCGAUUUAGAUAUUCGAAUUUCAAUGGCUUGGGAUACAGAUCAGGUGGACAUUGAUUUACAUGUUCAUGAACCAUCUCCUCAUGGAGAACAUGCUUAUUAUGCUCACAAUAGGACUCGAAUGGGUGGUUAUGUUUCGAGAGACUUUCGUCAAGGUUAUGGACCAGAAGAAUACAUGUUGAAAAAAGCUCAAAAAGGAAUUUACAAAGCCACCACCAAUUACUUUGCAAAUCAUACACAAAAUUUAACAGGUGGAACGACUGUGUUGUGUACUUUCUUUACCAAUUACAUGAGAAAGGAUGAAAAGAGAAUGCAAUCCACCAUUCGUCUCUCUACCAACAAACAAGACAUUGUCGUGUGUGAAAUUGAAAUUGCAUAA
Messenger RNA from Naegleria fowleri, 3102 nucleotides. RefSeq lists its product as uncharacterized. Bases 1 to 3102 code for a protein of 1033 amino acids. Gene Ontology annotation, molecular function: protein binding. Lineage: Eukaryota; Heterolobosea; Eutetramitea; Acrasida; Naegleriidae. The record is from RefSeq and is a predicted model, not a curated record. The transcript has 3 exons.